Rhopalosiphum maidis (corn leaf aphid) is the source of this 3657-nucleotide messenger RNA. Its product is annotated as ATP-dependent RNA helicase vasa-like. The transcript has 10 exons. Bases 331 to 2364 code for a protein of 677 amino acids. Gene Ontology annotation, biological process: gamete generation; cell differentiation. NCBI's taxonomy places the organism in Eukaryota, Metazoa, Arthropoda, Insecta, Hemiptera, Aphididae. The record is from RefSeq and is a predicted model, not a curated record. Gene Ontology annotation, molecular function: RNA helicase activity; ATP binding; RNA binding. Gene Ontology annotation, cellular component: nucleus; P granule.
CUGUGUUUACGACGGUACUGUGAUUGGAUUAGGUUUAGAUUUUUGUUAUUGUUAUUAUUUAGUUUUUUAGGUUGUGAGCUUGUGAACAGUAAUUGUGGCACCGUUCACUUGUGCCGCUGUGGAAAUUAUUGAGGAAUGCUGAUUAGUGAUUACGGACAUCGAUGAUGGACCUUUCUUGACGGGUUCAGGAUAGCACGAUUCCGACGCCUCAUACUAUAGUAGUUCAUUGUUCAUUUAAUCCCGAUUUAGAAGAGAACUACAUAUUGUUAUAAAGUAAAUUGAGACUAGCAUCGUUUCCACCUGUUGUCCAAACACUACAGAUAUCUCACAAUGGAAGAAAAUAGUGUUAGCCCAUCCGAUGCUAAUAAAAUUAACCAGCCUGUUGUUGAUGAAUGGAAAAAUGAUGUAAAUAAUACUUCCAAUAAUGAUAACUAUGAGAAUAAUGUAGUAGAAACACUAAAUAAUACCACAUUAGAUGAUAAUUCUGUGUUUAAAAAUGCUGAUAGAGAAACACGAGAAAAUAACUGUGAUUUAUCUAACAAUGAAAACAACACUUGGGUUAAUCAAAAUGAACCGAAAAACCAAUUUGGUAAUAAAAAUAACUCAGGAUAUCAUAAAGGACCAGGACGAUUUAAUAAAUCAAAUAAUGGCAAUAAUUCUUAUGAAAAAUCAUGGAGUAAUAAUUCCACUUCAAAUAAUAACGGACGUGGCCGUGGCCGUGGUCGUGGUCGUGGUCGAGGUAUUAUUAAAAGACUUGAUGAAGAAAAUGAAUCAUUUAGAAGUGAAUAUGACUCUGAUAUUAAUAAACAUGGUGAUAACACUGCCCCUAGUCAUCGAGGUCGAGGACGAGGACAUAAUAGAGGUAGAGGUGGAAGACGUGAUCAAUCAUCAGGUGGCUGGUAUGGCAAUAGUGAAGACGUUCAUAAAAAGAAUGAAAAUGAUAAACCAAUUAUUCCAAAAGCACAGUACAUUCCUCCUGAUAUUGAAAAUGAAGAGUCUAUUUCUGGAAUUGAGGCAGGGCUUAAUUUUGACAAGUAUAAAACUAUUGAAGUAAAAGUGAGUGGAACUAAUCCUCCACAAAGUAUGACAUCGUUUCAUAGUUCUGGUUUGUGUACUAUUUUGUUAGAUAACUUAUCUAAUUGUAAUUUCUCUACACCAACUCCAGUACAAAAUUAUGCAAUACCUAUUAUCAUUAAUGGCAGAGAUUUGAUGGCCAGUGCCCAGACUGGUUCUGGAAAAACUGCAGCGUAUGUUUUACCUAUUUUGCAUAAUUUACUAAAGCAACCAACACAAUUAAUUUAUGACGAAAAUCAUUGUCAACCACAUGUUGUUAUUAUUGCACCUACAAGGGAGUUAGUGGCACAAAUUUCUGAAUGUGUAUGGAAAUUUAGUAAAGGAACUGAUAUUAAAAAUGGGUUACUGUAUGGAGGUACAUCUGUUUCGUAUCAAAAAUCUAAAAUCCUGCAGAGAGGGGUUCACAUAUUAACUAGUACUCCAGGACGUCUUAAUGAUUUUGUUGAAAAAGGUAUUGUGACUUUCUCUUCAGUUAAAUUUUUUGUUUUGGACGAAGCAGAUAGAAUGUUGGAUAUGGGAUUCAAACCUGAUAUAGAACGAGUAUUAACACAUUCAACUAUGACUCCCAUUGAGUCGAGACAGACAAUAAUGUUUUCUGCUACAUUUGCAAGUGAAAUACAACAUAUGGCCACUUCAUACUUGAAACCGGAUUAUAUAUUUGUAGCUGUUGGAGAAAUAGGAGGAGCAUGUAAAGAUGUUGUACAAACAGUAAUAGAAGUCACAAAAUUUAAAAAAAAAAAUGAAUUACUUGAUGUAAUUAAAAAAAUGGAAAAUUGUCAAGGUACAAUAGUGUUUGUCGAGAGAAAAAAAGUGGCAGAUUAUACUGCUGCAUAUUUAAGUGAAUUAGAUUACCCUACUACUAGUAUUCAUGGUGCACGCGAACAACCUGAACGAGAACAGGCAUUAAGAGAUUUCAAGACAAAUAAAAUGAAAAUUCUUGUAGCUACUGCUGUUGCAGCUCGUGGCUUAGACAUUAAAGGUGUGAAUUAUGUAGUGAACUUUGAUCUACCAAAAACAAUUGAUGAGUAUGUCCAUCGUAUUGGGCGUACGGGUAGAUUAGGAAAUGCUGGUAAAGCAAUUUCAUUUUUUGACCCAGAAUUUGAUGGUCUAUUAGCUCCUGAAUUAAUUAGAAUUCUCAAACAAGCAGAUCAAGAAGUACCAUCAUUUCUAAAUGACGCUUCUGAACGUAUUCUUCUAGCCUCUCCAGCUAUUGACAAUUUCAACGAUAUAAGAACGAAUGUUGAUGUCACAUCCAACUUGGUUGCUACUGAAGAAGAAGAACAGUGGUAGAUUAUUUGAUUAGUUUAGGAUUUAGAUUUACAAGAGUAUAAAUACAGAGUAAUUAUUUUAAUAUGAAUCAGUUAAUAUUAUUAAAAUUCAAGAAUCUAAAUCUGUUAUAAACAUGGUUUGGGACUUUAGGCAUUUACUUUUUUAUUUGAAUUGACUUUGAGCAAAGACACAAUUGUUAUAAAAAUGUAUGUUAUAUUAUUAUAAUUUAAAAUAUUUAAUUUAUUCAAAUAGUUUUUUGUUAUUUUUUUUUCUUUUUACUUUAAAAUAACUCAGAUAGACAGGAAAACACUGAUAAAAAUCUAAUUUUUUCCUUAGUAGUGUGUUUAUGAUUGAAUGUUGUUUUUUAACGUAUUACCUAUAUUUAGUAGUAAUACUUAUCUUGUCUUUGUUAAUUUUUGAUCUGUUGUGUCGGUCAUGACUAGUCAUGGGUUAUAAAAAUGUUUCAACAUGGUUUAAAAUAUGGUCAGUUGAUUUUUGGUAACACUGUUUUUAUAUUUUAAUUAAAUUAAUAAAUUUAAAAUUGGAAAAUGAAAAGUUUGUGCGGUAUAAAAAGUUAUGUAUUUUGUUUUGGGUCUGAAGUUUUUGUCAUUGAUAAUUAUGUUUAAUGUUUUAAAAAAAAAAUAUUUAAUUUUUAAGUGAGACCCUAUUUAUUUAUUUUUUGAUUAUAGGAAAAAAUUUAAAGUUUGCUUUUUUUAAUUGUUUAUUUCAGUGUUACAAAAUGAGGUAAUAAUGAAGUUUUUAACUGCUUAUUUUUGAUGAUUGUAGGCUAGUUAUCUAGUUCCAAACCCUGGAUAUAAAAUAUAAUUAAAAUUAAUUUAUCUACUAACAAUAUUAUGAAUUAAAAUUUUAGUUUUUACUAUUUAAACACAUUUAGAAAGUGAAUAAUUUUUAGACUGGUUUAGAUGUCAAAAUUUUUUGUUAGAAUCUCAUUAAUAAUGGUGAAAACAUAAUUUUUGGAUAUUGUAGAUAUUGACUGAUGUGCAUUAAAAUAAAACAAAAAACUGUUGAUAUUUAAUAUUUUUAUAAAAACUAUUUUACAAUAGUUCUAUUUCAUAGGUAAAUCAAUAAAGCAUUUAACAAUAUAAACCGAUAGUUUACAAAUAUAUUAAGCAUUAAAUAUUUUAUCAAAAAUGAUUAUUUUUUCACCUACCGCCAUAAAAGCUAAUAACUUGUUUUUGUUACAAACUUUAAAUUGUAUGGGACCAAAUAAAUUCCUUGUGUUUAUUAGAGAUAUUCAAAUCUUGGACUAUAUACAAACAAAUUUAUUGACAAUAUUUAACUUAAUUUUAUAUA